UCGGCCCGAUUAAUUGGGGGCGCCUCCCCAAACUACCAACUCCUGGAGAGGUACUCCUUAAAAAAAAAAAAAAAAAAACAACUACCAACUCCUCUUCGGCAGUUCUCCUUCUUCAACCUCCUCCUUUCUGGCACGAUUGCUCCUGGAGAGGUACCGUUGCAGGUAUUCAGUCGCUAUUUCGCUGCUUGCGUCGUUAGUUCGAGCAAUAGAAAUGGAUGAGAAUUUGGAUGGCUUUGUAGUUGGCUCUGUGCCCACGGUCAUAUACAUUCCUGAAUUCAUCAAUGAUUCUGAGCAAACCCAGCUUUACAAUCAUAUUUAUCAAGCACCUAUUUCAAAGUGGAAAACACUUAAGAAUCGGAGGUUACAGAAUUGGGGGGGUGUAGUCCAUGAGAAGGGACUUAUUAGUCAAGAUUUGCCUCCAUGGCUAACCAGAAUAACACAAAGGAUACAUGAAAAGCUUGGGAUUUUCCCUGCCUCCCCUAAUCAUGUUCUUAUCAAUGAAUACCUUCCUGAUCAAGGCAUAAUGUCUCACCAAGACGGACCAGCUUAUUUUCCAGCUGCAUCAAUCCUUUCUCUCGGAUCACCUGUGGUGAUGAACUUCACUCCUCACUUGAAAUUAUCUGAAUGCAAUGGUGCAACUGAAUCUGAAGGUAGCUCACAAAAUUCUGGAAAAUCUACAGCAGCACUGUUGAACAGCCCCAGUAGCUUUUCUCUUUUGCUGAUGCCUGGGAGUCUACUGAUAUUUAAGGACCUUGCUUACUCGGAUUACUUGCAUGGCAUAGAAGAUAAUGCAGUUCAAUCUUUUGAUGGUGCUGUGAAUCUAACUAAAGCUGUGAAGGAUUCUGUUUCUGUUUCUGAUGAACUUUUUCCAGGCCUCACUUGUGCAGAGAAAACUAAAUCGGGAGAUGCCAAUAUUUUACGUCGAACAACCAAGAGGGUUUCAUUGACUUGCCGGCUGGUAUUGAAGGUUCUUAUACUAAUGAAGACCGGAAUGACAUCACCAUUGGUUGGUAAACUCAUGAUCGUCAUUGGAGCUGGUGGUGCGGGUAAGGCGCUUACCUAUGGUGGAACAUCCAAAGGCGCUAGGACCUGUAAACUCAAAGAUAAUAGUUGGAAAAUCUUGGCUUACUCGAGGUCCCUUGGUAUAGCAAAGAUCGAAGUUUAAUUCCUUGGUUCUUCGCCAACCAUACCUUGCGAAGAAAUCAAUGACGGCUGACUUCAAUUCUUGAUAUACAGUUGUAGGUAGUAAUGUAUAUGGUGCACCAGAAUCAAUGAUGAAGCCUGUAAGAGUUGUUUGAGGGACGCGGUACUGCUUUGCACAAAUAGACUUGUCAAACAAAAGUCUUCUACCAUUCACAACAAUGCCGCGCAAGAAUAAAUAGUAGUGUGUUGAUGGAUUCAUGUGAAUUUGUUGGGCACGAGGCCCUGCUUGAGCACUAGCACCAAAAUAGAUGGUAGAGAUGCCAGGAUUUGUCUCUGCCCACGAUGUUAGGCAGUACGAAAAUCGACCUUGGGUUACACCGUCUAACUGGGUAAGGAAUGAUUGUGGACCGGGUACAAGUCCCAUGAUCCCGGCUAUAAGGUUUUGGGGACCCUUGUUCAACCCGAAGUUGAAAUUUGUGUUUGCGAGACCACACCCAAAUGCUAGACCUAGAUAAUCUUCGGGUUUUUGGGUUUUCGGGUUUGUGAAACGAAAUGUGUCAGUCCCCAUAAGACCUAUUGAAGUGGCUCUUCUUCCAUAUUCUCUUGAGUAGCCACACGCCCAAUGAUAAAGAAAUUUAGGAUUGCAUCGCGGGUCAUCUACACUUAGCAACUUAUAAGAAACCGAGGCAUUGGGUCGGAUGUUUCCACCCUUUACCUCGAAACACGGGUUGCAACCAUCACAUUGGAUCCAAGUCUUAUCAUCCCCUGAGUCCAAGAUUACAUAAGGGGAGGAAAAUUGGCCUGUGCCAAAAAAUAGUUGGGUUACGAAAUAAUUGCUUGGCAUCAAAUAUGUGGUCGCUUCAAUUGUGUUUAUACUUGAAUUUGAGUCGCUUCUUGUAGAAUAUGAUAGUGCUCGUGCCAACGAUAUGUUUUUGAGGAAUUGAUAGCGUUCUUGGGUGGUUAAACUUUGAGGUAAAAUUUGUAAAUGGGGUGAAUCUAAAGGGAUCAUAGGUAAGGAGAAUGUGUUGGUUCUAGUAAAUAACAUGGAAGUAAAGAAAAUGUAUAAGAAAGUUAUAAGGAUUGUUGAAGCCAUUUUCUAGCUUCUUAAAUGGAGUGGGUUGAUGUAUUA
Messenger RNA from Spinacia oleracea (spinach), 2272 nucleotides. RefSeq lists its product as uncharacterized. The transcript is spliced from 10 exons. The record is from RefSeq and is a predicted model, not a curated record. NCBI's taxonomy places the organism in Eukaryota, Viridiplantae, Streptophyta, Magnoliopsida, Caryophyllales, Amaranthaceae. Gene Ontology annotation, cellular component: nucleus. Bases 212 to 1165 code for a protein of 317 amino acids.